GUGAGCACUACAAUGAAUGGUCCAGUCAGCCCAUGGUGAACAGCAUCCCAGCAGGAAACCUCCAGCUCUGUGCUGCUGUCCUUUUCACAGGCUCAUCAUUUAGCCAGAUUUCUAAGUUCCUGGGUGCCUUCAAUGUGCAGGGACUGUCCAAGCAGUCAUUCUGUCGGCAUCAGGCAAAGCUCUUAAUUCCAACAGUGAGCUGGCAGUGGCAGCUAGAGCAAGCUGAUAUCAUCCAGGAGGCUACUGAAUCAGGACCUGUGACUCUUGGUGGUGACAUGCGAGCUGAUUCACCUGGACACUCAGCCAAAUAUGGCAGCUACACCAUGAUGGAUCUCAAAAGAAACAAAGUUAUUGAUAUCCAACUUGUACAGAGCAAUGAAGUUGGGAAUAGUGUGCGAAUGGAGAAGGAGGGAUUUGUGCGAAGUCUGAGCACACUUUUGGAGAGGGGGGUCGAUGUGCAGCAAGUCGUGACUGACCGCCACACAGGAGUGCAGAAGUAUUUGAGGGAGGAAAAAAAGGAAAUCAGUCACUACUUUGACCCCUGGCACAUGGGAAAAGGAAUUGGUAAGAAAAUCGAAGAGCUGGGGAAGAGAAAGACGACCCAGGAUGUGAGACUGUGGAAGCAAAGUGUGGUGAACCACCUCUACUGGUCAGCAUCCAGUUCCUCCUCAGGACAGGAGGCAGUUGCAAAGUGGACUUCAGUUGCCAACCACAUCCAAAAUGUGCACAGCCAUGACAACGCCCUGUUCCCUAGCUGUCUGCAUGCACCUCUGGAUGGAGAACAGGCAAGACAGUGGCUCAAACCAAGCACAGCAUCAUGUGAGAAGCUCACUGCCAUUCUGUUAGCUCCACGGUUUGUGAAGGACGUAGAGAAGAUAAGCCCUCAGUACCACACAUCCACCUUGGAGGCUUUCCACAGUCUCAUCAUCAGAUUUACUCCAAAAAGUCAGGUCUUCUCCUUCAAAGGAAUGCUGUCUAGAUUACAAAUUGCUGCAAUGCACUAUAAUGAAAAUGCAGCACGCUCACAUGCAGCAACAGCAACUGGUGAGCUGAGAUAUGCUGUAGUGUACCCAAAGUACAAACGUGGAGCCUACACAGUGAGAGCCCUGAAGACCAAUCCAACCUCAUGUAUGUCAUAUAUUGUAUGAUAAAACCAAAAUGAUGGUCAUGGAGAGCUAUUGUAAUACUGAAAACCCUUUUCCAGUAUAUGUGCACAAGCUUA
Messenger RNA from Nothobranchius furzeri (turquoise killifish), 1222 nucleotides. The record is from RefSeq and is a predicted model, not a curated record. NCBI's taxonomy places the organism in Eukaryota, Metazoa, Chordata, Actinopteri, Cyprinodontiformes, Nothobranchiidae.